AUGAGUACCAAAUCUAAAGUUCAAAUUGCUAUUGACAGGGGUGGAACAUUUUGUGACAUAUGGGCCAAUAUCCCGGGUCAAGGUGAAACUGUGUUUAAGAUUCUUUCUGAGGAUUCUCAGAACUAUGCUGAUGCACCUGCUGAGGGAAUCCGAGUUGUUUUGGAGAAAUUCACCGGAAGGAAGAUUGCGAAAAAUGAAAAGCUCGACGGUAGUUUAAUUGAAUGGGUGCGUAUGGGUACAACGGUCGCGACAAAUGCUCUUUUGGAGCGCAAAGGGGAGAAAUUUGUUUAUUUUACGACAAAAGGCUUUGAAGAUGUACUUGAGAUAGGCACACAGGCUCGUCCAGAAUUGUUUAACUUAAAAGUGAAAACACCCGAGACCUUAUUCGAUAAGGUAAUUGGUGUCGAUGAAAGGAUCACAGUGGAAACGUCAUCUGACGAUCCAAAUGAGCAGAUCAUUGAUUUACAGGACAAAAAUGUCAUCCGGACCCCAUCCGGAACAUAUAUUCGUGUUAUCAAACAAUUGGAUGUGUCAGCUGUUAGGAAGAGCUUACAGAAAGUGUAUGAUAUCGGGUAUCGUUCUUUAGCUAUAUGCUUUGCACAUGCAUAUUUAUACGAUGUCCAUGAAAAGAAAGUUGCAGAGAUUGCUCAUGAAAUAGGAUUCCGGUAUGUUUCAAUUUCUUCAGAUGUUUCCAGAACAAUAAGCUAUUUACACCGUGGAAAUGCAACGUGCAUAGAUGCCUAUCUUACUCCACGUAUUCAGAAUUAUGUUUCCAAGUUUCUUUCUUCAUUUUCCGUCGUUCCGAAAGUCCAAUUCAUGCAAUCAAAUGGAGGAUUGGUUGACGCAAGACAUUUUCGUGGUAUAAAUGCAAUUCUUUCGGGUCCUGCUGGGGGUGUUGUUGGAGUUAGGGAGACGUGCUUUGAAAAUGUGCCAUUAGUUGGUUUUGAUAUGGGUGGAACAUCUACUGACGUGUCAAGAUGUGACGGAUCCGACUUUGACAUAUCGUAUUCUGGUAUUAUUGCGGGACUCGAGAUCUCCGCACCACAAUUACGAAUCCAUACAGUUGCUGCAGGUGGUGGUUCUAUUCUUCACUGGGAGAAGGGUUUGUUUCGGGUAGGACCACAAUCUGCAGGAUCUGAUCCUGGAGCAGCAUGCUAUAGAAAAGGGGGACCUUUAACUGUUACGGAUGCCAACCUUUUUCUUGGACGCUUGGUGGUCUCCGAGUUCCCUCAUAUAUUUGGUCGAUCUGGCAAAGAGCCGCUUGAUAAAGAUAUAGUUGAAGCUAAAUUUAUUGAGCUAGCUCAUCAAAUAUCAUAUGAUACAGGUAAAAAGAUAGAUCCUCAUGAAGUGGCUCUAGGAUUCUUGAGAGUUGCAAAUGUGAAGAUGGCUAAUUCUAUUAGGGAAAUAACUGAAUCGCGUGGAUACUCUGCGAAAGAUCACGUGUUAGUUUCAUUUGGGGGUGCUGGCUCUCAGAACUGUACUUCUGUUGCCAGAAAUUUAGGUAUAUCUAGAGUACUUAUUCACAAAUACUCUUCUAUUCUUUCCUCAUAUGGAAUUGCACUUGCAAGGAUUUCAAAACAGGAGAAGUCCCCAUUUGUUUCUGAAUACAAUUGUACAGCUGACAUAAAGGAACAAACGAAAAACAUCAUCAAUGAGUUGAAAGGUAAAAUUGCGAAGGAAAUUAAGGAAAAUUUAAGAUCACCUCUAUCGUUUAGUGUGCAUAUUGGAAUGAAGUACAAAGGUUCAAAUACUAUAUUAGAGGUUCCUUACAACACAAAUGAUUUGAAGGGGACAUUUCUUAAAAUCCACAAGCGUGAGUUCGGGUUUAUUUUACCUUCAAAGACAAUUAUAUUAACUCAGACCGUAUCUGUUAGGGGUACUUCUUCAGAGAAAAAUGGUCAUAAAGUUGAUAUUCAGCAGGAGCUAAAAAAAAAUGUAGGUAGCAAGUUUGUUUCCGGAACUCAUAAUAGCAGACAGGGUGUGUUUUUUGACGUUCACACAUUACCUAAGACUAGAACAUCACCGACGAAAAAUUCUAUUGAGGAACUACAAACGCCUAUUUUCAAAUUACCAGAGUUGAAGACUGGUGAUAGGAUUCGAGGCCCUGCACUAAUUGUCGAUGCUACCCAAACAAUAUUGGUGGAACCCCAGUCAACGGCAACUAUUUUACUGGAUCAUGUUAUUUUGGAUUUGGAACAUGACGAAGAAAAAUCACUUUAUGUGGGACGUGGAGAUAUCAUUAAUCUCGACACUCCUUUGUCUAAAGCAGAUCCGAUUCUCUUGACUGUAUUUGGUCAUAGGUUUAUGGGUAUUGCCGAGACAAUGGGUCGAACGUUACAAAGGACUGCAGUGUCAACAUCAAUCAAAGAACGUCUUGAUUUUUCUUGUGCUAUAUUUGGACCAGAUGGUUCAUUAGUAGCCAAUGCUCCUCAUAUUCCAAUCCAUCUUGGAUCUCUCUCUAAUGCUAUAAUCUACCAACACAACCUAUGGAAGGGUAAGUUGAAGCCGGGUGAUGUUCUUGUGACAAAUCAUCCUGAAGCCGGCGGAACACACUUGCCAGAUAUUACUGUGAUUACUCCAGUUUUCCAUGAGGGGGAGAUAGUUUUUUAUGUUGCAUCAAGGGGACAUCAUGCAGAUAUUGGUGGUGCGGGAAUCACUGCGAUGUCUCCUAAUUCAAGACGCUUGUGGCAAGAGGGCGUUUCUAUUAAGAGCUUCAAACUUGUUAAGGAAGGGGACUUCGAUGAAGAAGGGAUCGUUAAAAUGUUUAUGAAAGCUGGUGAAUAUCCCGGAUGCUCUGCAACAAGAAAAAUCAAUGAUAAUAUCAAUGAUUUGCGUGCGCAGGUGAGUGCCAACCAAAAAGGUAUUCGACUUGUACAAGCGCUCUUCGAGGAAUUUGGCAAAGGAUUUGUUCAAUUUUACAUGGCUGCCAUUAGAAAUAAUGCUGAGCAGGCUGUCCGUGAGUUUUUUCGUGAUAUGCAUCGUGUUCAUGGAGGGAAAGCCUUGCAUGCCGUGGAUUACUUUGAUGAUGGCAUUCCUGUCAAGUUAAGCAUUACUUUUGAUGGGGAAGCUGGGGAAGCGACAUUCGAUUUUACAGGUACUGGUCCAGAGGAAUAUGGUCCCAUGAAUGCCCCAGCUUCGAUUACAGCUUCUUGCGUGAUGUAUGUUGUAAGGUGUCUAAUUGAUUUAGAUAUUCCUCUCAACCAAGGCUGCUUAGUGCCAUGCCAUAUAGUGAUUCCAAAGGGCACUAUCCUUAAUCCGAUUGGGGAUGUAGCAAUAUGUGGCUCUACUAUUUCUGGUCAGCGUAUCACAGAUACUAUCCUUAAAUGUUUCGGUGUUGCUGCCGCUUCUCAGGGAGAUGCAAAUUCGUUCGGAUGGGGUCGAGGCGGAAAGCAUCCAUAUACAGGCAAAGUUCUUCCUGGAUUUGCAACAGGUGAAGCAUUAGGUGGGGGUGUGGGUGCAAUGGAAGGUUAUAAAGGGGCAUCUGCCUGUAACGUUCAUUGUACAAAUACCAAGACUACAGAUAUCGAAAUUGUUGAGACCAGAACCCCUGUUCUUGUCACAAAAUGGUCAAUCAGACGUGGCUCUGGUGGACGCGGUAAAUGGUACGGUGGGGAUGGUGCUACUCGAGAAAUUCAAGCACUUGUUCCUCUUAGAGUUUCCAUUAUUUCGGAACGUCGAAUAUACCAUCCUUAUGGAAUAAUGGGUGGUGAAUCUGGUGAUUGUGGUUCGAACUAUUGGUUCAGGAAGAUGCCUGACGGCACUUACCUAAAAAUUCAUAUGAAUGCCAAGGAAAUAAUUUAUGUUAAUACCGGUGACCGUGUUCAGAUCAAUACUCCGGGUGGUGGUGGAUAUGGAAAAGCAGAGUGA
Brettanomyces bruxellensis is the source of this 3867-nucleotide messenger RNA. RefSeq lists its product as uncharacterized. Gene Ontology annotation, cellular component: cytosol. Lineage: Eukaryota; Fungi; Ascomycota; Pichiomycetes; Pichiales; Pichiaceae. Gene Ontology annotation, molecular function: 5-oxoprolinase (ATP-hydrolyzing) activity. Bases 1 to 3867 code for a protein of 1288 amino acids. The record is from RefSeq and is a predicted model, not a curated record. The transcript has a single exon. Gene Ontology annotation, biological process: glutathione metabolic process.